Microsporum canis CBS 113480 is the source of this 804-nucleotide messenger RNA. RefSeq names its product alpha-galactosidase A. The record is from RefSeq and is a predicted model, not a curated record. NCBI's taxonomy places the organism in Eukaryota, Fungi, Ascomycota, Eurotiomycetes, Onygenales, Arthrodermataceae. The transcript has a single exon. The coding region runs from base 1 to 804 and encodes 267 amino acids.
AUGGCUGUCCUCUCGAUGGAUGUCAGUGGUAAAGACGAUAGCGAGUACCGACUGUUGAUUGAUGGAAAGGUGAAAUAUGUCACUAUUUCACCGCACACCUAUGACAGAAACACUCUUUCCGCCCCUCUAGAGUCGCUACCUGCCUUACCGAAGGCCAAAGAAUGGAACAUGGCAUUCAUCAGUCGGGACCCAUCCACCAACGAACUGAAGACCAGAUUGUCGAAUCGCAAACUGGUCGGGGUGCAUGAGCUCUGGCACCCCAAUUCUGUGGACUGCCUGACGUUGACCAAAGUCAAACGACUUUCCGCAAAUGUUUCGGAAGUCACUGUUUCUGGGAACCAGGGUUCCGAUGCUUCGGUACCAUUAAGCCCGGGAACCACUGCAAUUCUCAAAAUUGCCCGAUUUGAAUGGGAAAUACCACGCAUUGUGCAGGAGACCAGAGCUUACAGGCUACUAGCAGAGAGUGGUCUAGCUCCACGGUUUCUCGGCCAUGUCCAUGAGCACGGGCGAGUUAUUGGGCUCCUGGUGGAGAAGGUCGAGGGGCGCGAAGCAUCAAUCGAUGACCUUCCGGUUUGUAAGGAUGUUGCCCAGCAGUUUCAUAAGCUAGGCUUGCUGCAUGGAGAUGUCAAUAAGUACAACUUUAUUGUUCACAACGGGACUGCAAAGUUGAUUGAUUUCGAAAAUAGCCGGGCACAUCAGGAUGACUGCUCGGCUAGGCAGUCCGAACUAGACUCCUUGGAUGCUCACCUGCAGGAGAAGACAGGGCGCGGUGGAGGAUUCACGCCCAUGGAACACUCAAGUUGA